GGGGCCGAGAUAGAGUGCGUGUCUCUUUACUUGAAAUAUUUAGUAUUUGUAAAGGUUUGCUUUACAGAAUUAUACAGUGGGAGCAACCCUUCCAUUGACCAGAAGUUGCUGCCUGUACUGACUAUGACAGUGUGGUUUUAUCUACUACAUGUACACCAGCUUAUAUCCAGGGACAUGCAUAUGCUGUACAAUUUGUUUGAAGUGAAUGGAUAGCAAUCUCUUUAAGAAAUCACUAUGUUCACAGAUAUAAAUCUCACAUGAAAGACAGCAGUGCUGAUGUGUGUUUCUAAUUUCUGUGGAACAGCUGUAUGCUUAUAACAUUCUGCAUAUAAAUCACAACAUUUAUUACUCAAUGUGCAUGUACCUGUAGGUAUUUCUGACCUUGCAAUUUUAUUAAGUGGUUAGCAUACAAAAAUCGUUUCUCAAUGAAUACAGAUUUAUUAGGUCUCAUAAGUCAUGAAGAGCUAUCGUUGCCUGUGGUAGCUGAUCAGGACGAGACUACAGGAAAAAGUCAGGGUCUACUUGAUGAAUCUUGCUGUACAGAUGAUGGAAAGAGAGAAGUGAAAGAAGUUGAGAAUGGUGUAGCACAGGCACAAGAAUCAAAGGACACUGCACCAGAAUUUCCAACUGAAUCUGAAACAGAUUGUGAUCUGAAAUCCAACAGUUUAACCAAAGACCCAGAACAACCAUUACCUUACGGUCACACCAAUGAAUCAGAGGUGAAAUUACAAUUUGUGUAUGAUACAAAAGAGGAAUUCUACGGAGAAAAGGUGUUACUCUUACCGUUCGAUGAAAACAAUACUUCCUCUACUGAUGAUAUUGAGCCAACGUACAUAGAUUCUGAAAAAUCAGCUGAGCAGAAAAAAACUCCGACUGUCAGUGCUGCACAUGAAGAAACUAUUCAAGCUGAUGAAAGUGGUGAUGAAGAAAGACUUUUGCUUCCUGAAUCAGAUCUGUCAUUAAAUGUGGAUGACACAGGUCAGGAUAGUAACAAGAAAGAUGCCAAAGAAGAAACUAAGCUAGAUCACCAUUCCAAAGAAGGAGUUGAUGAAAAUCUGUCAAAAGCCAGUCUGGGUGCACGUGAUCCUCUGUCUAUUGUGGUUGAAAAUCUGCCAAGCGAAGAUGAAAAUCUACCUGAGGAUUGUGUGAAUAAAUGUCUGUCAAAGGAUAGUUUGGAGGAAAAUCUGUCCAAAGAAAACCUGGAAGACACUCUUAUUGAUAUUACUCCUACUGGUAUCACACAGGCACCACCGUCAACGUUAACGGAUUCUAAAGAUGAAUUAGAUAGUAAAGAAAAAUCUGAAAGCAUGAUCUCUGAACAUUUACACAACUGUUCAAGUCAGGAAAGCAUGGAGAAGAAAAGUAGUGUUACACUGCUUGACCUGGCAAGGGGAGACAAUCAUGAGGAGGUAGAAUCAGACAAAGAGCAAACAAUUCUUAUUCCAUGUGUCAAAUUUAAGGAUGUCCUUACCAAGCAAACUGAGCUAGAAACAUUGGACAUUGCUAGCAUAGCCACAGAACAGGCAGAUAUUGGUACUGAGUCUGAAGCCACAGGUGUAGAAGGAAUUUUGCAUGAACAUUCUUCAGAUGACGAAACUGAGCCUAAAUCUGAAGAUGUGGAUGGUGAUUUGAUAGCACAAGAAUCAGGUAUAGUGAAGGACAGCAACCUCAUUGAUCAGGAGUCUGAUAUUGAGGAAGGUCAGCCAGAGGUCACUGUUCAUGAAGAAAAGAAAAUCGAGGACAACGAAGUGUCAGUCUACGAUCAUCCUUUUGUGUCGGAUGUGAAUGUUGAAAGUGUGAACUACCCUGUGUCGUGUCUAGCAAAGGAAAAGAAACGAAAGCGAAAAGACAACAAUCUUAAAGACAAUGAAGAUCACAUGAAAAGUUUGUUGGUCAGCCUUAACAUAAAGCACCUUAAAGCAUUCCUGAGGACCAGUCUGUGGUCACAUGACCAUCAGAUGCGUGGGUUACUAUGGCAACAAGCCUGUAAGUACCUACACAAAGCAGAUGGUAACUUCUACGAAGAGAUGGUGGAGGAGCUGUUCAACCAAAGAGGACAAACAGCAGAGGUUACUCUGCCAUCCUUUGUUGAUUUUGACAAUCUGCCAACAUACCACUUGAAUACUUCUGGUAUCCAGUCUGUACACAAAAUCCUGGCAGUGAUGCACCACACGAAUCCGGACAUCACCUAUUGCCCGAUAUUGUUUGGCCUUGUCAGCGUGUUCCUUCACUACAUGACACCAUCUGAUGCCUACAACUGUGCCUAUGGGCUGCUUCGAUCCAAAGAAACAUUUAUAAUGCAAACCAAAGUGUCAUUUGAAGCUUCGAAGUUGGUGGCUAGGGAUCUUGCCAAAAAAUAUGCCAAAUCAGCCUAUGUGAACAUUGUACGGAACACCAAUAACAUUGAUAGCGUAUUUGACUCGUGGUACUGGUGGAUCUUCAAAGACCUUCCUUUCCCUUACCUUGUGUGUAUUUUAGAUUGCUUUAUACUGGAGGGUAUCAAGGUCUUCUACAGAGCUGCUCUGGCUAUCAUCAUUUUGUACAUCAAACACACAGCCAGAAGAACCAGAAGUAGCAGCAAACAUGGUCAUGCAGACUCUGCCAGUUCCAUCAGACAGUUUUGUCGAGAAUUUCCAUUCCGUACUGACAAACUCUUGAGAACGGGGUUUGGUGUCCGAGGGUUAACCAGGAAACACAUUAAAAAGCUACAGCUGAAGAAUGAGAUGUACAUCAAUAGUCACCACCUGCAUCCAUCUGCUUCUUCCCAGUCCAUGAAUGGACAUCGUCGUGCUAACAGUGGACCAACUAACAUCCACAUAGAGGGUGGCAGUACAAUCGUCAGUCAGGAAAUGCCUGCGGAGAGAUCAUGGUCAGUGGGACAAUUACUAUUCCUCACAGUAGACAGUGCUAUUGUAACUCCAGCGGAAUUAUACACUGUUUGGUCGUGGCUGCCGCCCCGUUUUGCUGUGUGUCAACCCGAGCUACUGUAUACGUCGGAGGAGCAUGGGACGAGUCUGAUGACGCUGUACACGCGUGUGGAGGACCACCAGCCAACUCUUAUUGUCAUCAAAACAACAAAUGAUGAGGUGUUUGGAGCAUUUUGUUCCACAUACUGGCGAGACAGAAAGCGUAGAACCAAGAACCUGUCCUACUUUGGUACCGGCGAGACAUUCAUCUUCACACUCAGCCCAAAGAAACAGAAAUAUUCCUGGGUAGGGCUCAAGCAGGAAGACAUCCCAAACACUGCCAAUAUGUUUCUGGCUGGGGAUAACUCCAUGUUGACUGUCGGAGGCGGGAAUGGGGAAGCUAUACAAUUAGAUGCUAACCUGCACCAUUGUCGCACCGAAAAAUGUGAUACCUUCCUCAACGAACCAUUGUGUGCAGAACAAGACUUCACCUGCAAAGUGGUAGAAGUGUAUGGCUUUGUAUGAGAAACUAUACAAACUAUUGCUGUGAAACAGUUACAAGUUGUUGUCCUGUAAGAGAGGAAAGCAGAAUGUCACAUCAUUCUAUGAAGUGUGCGAGAUCAACAGCUUUGUGAUAACACUAGUGGAAGCCCAUGUUUUUCACCUAAAAAGAACUCACCAAGCAAAAAUGUUAAAACACUUUACAUGUACAGGUGUAUCUAAUGAACAAGUUUGAAUCAGAUACUAUAGAAUUCAAGUCAAUAUCAUUAAAUGACUGAUCAUGGAAAAGUCAGUUUUUAUACUGGCUUAAAGUAAUAACAUUGAUUUUAUAUCUCCGACUCUUGGCUGUGUAAAUUAUAUUUAUGAUGUCUUGCAUUUGUUACAUGGAGCAGCAAUAUUGUGUUUCGAUGAAGACAAUUACAUAUUAACUAAUGCUGUAACUGAGAGAAUUUUGCAUUUUAAUUAGUCUGAUUGUUAUGAUAAACAGAUCGACCCAUUAUUGCAAUAUUUAGAUUAUAAUUAGUUUACAUGUGGUAAUGCAGUUAGAAAUGAAAAUUUGCAUACUAAUAAAAAGUAUGAAACUUGAAGCUUUUAAUCCUUAAUAUAAGGCUGAAUUUGCAGGGUAUUGGAAAUGCAUAAAAGUAAAAAUAGGCUGUAAUCUUUCAAACAUUUCAUUUCUGGUUCAUUUUAUUGGAAAAUAUGUAAGAUAUUUUUUUGUACAUUUUUAUGAAAGAUAGGAAAGUCACACCUACAGUAGUAUUUGAUGGAAAUUUAUCUUAAGAUGUUUUUCCUCUUUGGAUAUUUUGAUAAUUCCAUAUCUCUCAUGGUGAUAUUUUCAUAUCUUUCAAACACUUAUAGAUAUUCCACAUGCUUCAUAUUAACUAAAAUUUAUUUAAAUUAACUUAUUGAAUAUUCUAUUAACAAUACGUCACAAAAAGUCAUGAUUUUAAGUGUUAGAUAUUUUAGAAAAUUAAUGCGUAUGUACAACUUACUUAUGCUGAUAUUAAAAAUGACAUAAAUAAAAAAGAAAUGGGUGUUGAUAUUGAAAAUGACAUCAUGAAAAUAGGCAGAAUGAUAAGAAAAGGGUGAAAGAUAUGUAGAGAGGUAAGGGAUGGUGUUAUGUGUCUGAGCAAUGUUAUCAUAAUAUAUAUCUAGUCAGUGUGUUAUUGUAAUAGAUAAGUUAAUUGGACAAAAAACUUCUCAAAACAAAGGUGUUCAGCCUGUUUGAAAUGGUCUGAGGUGAUCUUUUGAUAUACAUGUAUAUUGACUGAAAUUCAGGUAUAAUAAAUUGCUGUAUUUUCCUCAAAUGGAUACUUGGAUCAUUUCCUGGGUUAAAUAUCUGACGAGUAGUAUUUCUAGAGACAUUCUCAAAACUCUUAAUAAAACAGAUCUAGAAGUUUUGGUUUGUAGAAAAUGAAGUACCAGGUAUAUAAUUAUGAACCAGUGUUUAAUGAGCCUAAAACCUCUUUAAUCCGACAUUCUGUGGUACAUGGCAUUGGUUUGUACCAUACAGAUUAGAAAGGUAGUCACAAUAUGGAAGUUUCUUUUUGUCAUUGAAAUUAGAUUAUACCGGGUUUUUGAAUACUUAAGAGGGUGGAUUGUAAUGUAGAGGUUAUUUUCUAGGGUUUUUGUGAUAUUUUUUUUCUCUCACCAUUUUUGUGGCUCAGGUAAAAAUGCUAAAACUAGUUACCAAGAAAGUAGAAAUUUCAGGUAGCAUAAAAAAUAUAUCUCUUUAACUAAGAUUAAGAAAAAAAAAAAAAUUACUCGAGUGACAUUUGGACAUAGUUAUUCAAAACCUUAAUAGGUGUACAUUAAUAACAGCUUGUUUUAGAAAUAUUAAAUUAAAAGAAAUAAAAAAUUCAUUCGUGUACAUCAUUUUUUUUCCAGGAAUUAAUUUACUACAUUUGUAUAUAAAAGUAAGAAAAAUCACAGAAACCAUUUUUCUUUACAAAAAUCUUCCAGACUUUGUAUAUCUGGUACUGGUGAAUGUAUACUUAUGUACAGGUACAUGGCGUGAUCUCCCAAACCACAGUCAUACACAUAUGGGCUAUGGGAUGGGAAUUUCUCCUGAAUUCCUGGAUACUGUUGUAUAAAAUUCUUGAUCACAUCACCGACAUAUUAAACAGUGUAUAAUACUCUGAUGUCAUACGUUUGAACAUUAUCUUAUUGACAGCAAUAAACAGAUGUUACAGAGUUACUCUAUGGCAAUUGAUUGGUCAUUGUCAGCAAUUAUUAGGUAAUGUAGAAAAAUUAGAGGAAUAAUUCUUAUAUCUUAAAUUUUAUAUUUAAAAGAAAAUGGAUUUUUUUUUAGAUAAGCUGAUUUCAGAUUUGGGUGACCCAGUGUCUCAUGCCCCCUUAAAGAAGAUCAUUGUGAAUGUUUUGUCCUAAAUGUUAUGACAUCAUUCUUAUAAUAAGAAUUUGAAUGAAUUAAGUUGUAACUUGAAUUUGUGUGCAACUUAUAUCAGAUUAUUAAAAUCAUGCAAUUCCAAAGUGUUCUAUUUAAUUUGGCAAUCUCUCUUUAAAAUUAGUUAAUUAAUUUAUCAUUCUGAUAUCAAGCAGAUUCUCAUUUAGGAAUGUCCAAUUAACAAUAUUGAAGAAGUUAAUUGAUAUUAUUAUAAAUAUUGAUAAUUGAUCUUGUCAAUGAUAUUAUUAAUACAUAGUGCUUGUGAAUUUGAGCUUUUAAUAUGUUGUAAUGUCGCAGCUAUCAGAAAGUAGUGUUCAAACACAAUGAGUAGUUUUAUAUGGAAUGCUUAAUGUAAUAUUUGGACACUAACACAAUAUUUUUGAAAGAUCAUGAUUUGUGUUUUAAAAUCAUAACUGCCAUGUGAUUGGAAAGAACAGUAAAACCUGACUUUACCAACACUGUAUAGGACUGAGUCAUUGUGUCGGAUACGACAGUGUGUCCAUAUAGUCAGUUUAAGCAAUACUGGUACAUGUUGCUGUUCCGGCGGAUAUACUAGUGGUACAUGUUGCUGUUCUGGCGGAUAUACUAGUGGUACAUGUUGCUGUUCUGGUGGAUAUACUAGUGGUACAUGUUGCUGUUCCGGUGGAUAUAGUCGGAUAUUACAGGAUGUCGUUAAAGGCAGGUUUCACUGUAUAUAUACGUCUGAUGUGGUGACGUCAUGCUGACCAUGUUGUACAGCUACUGGACAUAAAUGAUUAACUGACAUAUUUUGUCAUUUUCAUAAAUAUCCUAAAACAUGUGUAAUGACUCUGAUGUCAUAAAAGUACAUUUAUAAAUGACGUCACAUGAUUGGUUUGGUGGUGGAAAAAUUAUCAUAUUUGUCAAAAUUAGCUUGUCUUAAAGAGAGGUAAAUUGAAUUUUUUGACUAUAUGCUUGCUUUCUCAUAGAUAUGAGUUAAAUGUGAUAACAGAAUCUUCUAUGUGUCGAUGAAAUAUGGAAUUUAAACUUGUUCAACAUUUUGAUAUUUUACAGCAAGUGACAAAUCAAAUUACUGAACUUGUUACAUAAAUUCUAUAUCACAUUGCCACGCCUAAGAUCCUGUGUUCAAGUCUGUUGGGACCUUGUGAAUUUUGUACUGUUAUUGUCAGCGAAAUAAUCAUAAGAUGAUAACACAAUUGUGAUGUGUGUGUUGAUUACGAUAAUAGUAUUAUAUAUGAACAGUGAUAUAUGGACAUGUACGUUUUCAUCUGUGUAUUCUUAACAGUGAAAAAAUGUUGUAAACAUUUAGUUUUCACAUUUUCUUUUUGGCGACUACAAUUACCAUUGAGAGGAAACAUUCCUCAUAUAGCAUAAUUACUUUGAAAUCGUUAAUCAGAGUUCAACAUUGUAUUUUACAGAUUAUUGUUUUGUAAUUGUAUACAUGCAGAAAGGCAAAGAGAUCUGAAGAAAAAUGCAGGCAGAAGGUUCAUGUGAUGAUUGAUUUAAUGUUCAAUAAUAAUACUUCAAUUGGUAACAAAUGAUGUAAUGAGAUUUCCUAUCCAAACUAAUUGAUAUAAUUAAAUGAUUUUCUUUCUAUAAGGUAUACAUAUAUGUACCAAUAUUUCAAAAGUAAUUCGAUUUCACUUCAAUAAGUGUUAAGCUGACUUAUACAAUGUAUACAGUUUCUAUGAAUUUAAAGAAAACUAAACAUAGGGAAAUGAUAUCAAUAUUUAUGUAGAUGCCUUUAAUUAGAAAUGUUCUGUAUGCUGUACAUAGAUUUUCAUAAUUUGGCAUUAUAUUAUUACAUAAUGUGAAUUUUAGUGAUAAUUAAGGACAGAUUAAGAAAUGAAUAUCUCAUCAUACCUUAAUAAAUUAACCAUGAAAAGUAUUUAGGCAAGAUAUGAAGAAAAAAAAAGGUUUGCAUGGAGACCUUUGGCCACUUAAAACAACGCUGAUUUAAACAUGGAUUAACUACCUAAUGAAAAGGCUUAUCAUUGAAAUACUUUCAAAGGAAAGUGGUCCUGUUAAUUCAAGUGAUUUGAAGUUCAUAUGUUACUGGCCCCAUAAAAAACCUGCCACGUGUUAGGUUAGUCGACUGUCUUAGAGUAGGUUAGCAUACAGCCUCUUUGCUAAGUAGAAAACUACCUUCAUGUAGAAUUAUUUUAAACUGUCUGAUUGUAGAUUGUAGAGAUCAUUGCCUCAUUUGUAGGUGCUGCCAUCAAAAUGGGCAGGCUUGUAGGGUAACCCCACAGGGGCUUGAAACAAAUAUCCAAAUCCGAUUGUACCUGGCUGUAACACAAACGAAUAGUGGAAUUUUGGAAUUUGUAUUAAGGAUCUGUGGACAGGGGCUUGACACGAUUUUCCAAUAGAUGAUACAUGUAUAUAUAUGUAAUAUAGUGUCAUAUAUAUAUGGACCAUCAAUUUGGAAAAAUCGUGCCAAGCCCCUGUGAAUCUGUGGUUUACUUUGCCCCACCCAUCUACCAUGUUUAAGAUAUACUUGCUGCCGCAUUUCAGUCAAUCAGUAAUCUUUAAAUGCUGAUUUAUGUGCACAGUUUGGUUCUAUCGAACCUAGCAUUAAUGAUUUGAGUUAAAUGAUGAACAAAAUUAUGACAUUUUAUAAAUUUUUGGGACUAAAAUCUUCUGACUGAAAUUUUAUGAUUUUGGCUUUUGACUCCAUACAUGUGUAUGUGCAUCUCAUAUUCCGCUUGUUACUGCAUAAUCUGUGUAUUUAAUAUGAUCUUACUGGUAAGGCACAGGGUUUGUAACAAACCCCUGUGGGUAAGGUAACAACUGUCGUCGUCUGUCAUUUAUGCAUUUGGUACUUUUCUAAAUAGAUCAUUAAGUGCAAGCGCUCUCCUGAAAAGCUAUUUGGUAUCAAUUUGGUGUUUUAUACCAAAAUACCUCUAUCUUAAUUCAGUUCUGAAUCAUGUUUACAAUAUUCUGGUGUAAUACAAACUCUCGGCCUAGCCAUUUGUAAUUGUGCAGUAUCUGUAGAAAUGUCAAUGUUUAUGUAUUGUUACCUGAAGUCAUCCCAUCGUGUGGGAAACAAAUGUUAUACAUCAUGUGUGUCUGUCCUAAUUUGCUUGUGAUCUUUCUCGAUACAAUGAAAGCUUGAUAAUUUAUGAUUCCGCCAUUUAGAUGUAUAUGUAUUAGUCUAUAUUAGAUAAAACUAUACUCGGUCAGUAUCAGAUGUUCAACAGUAUGCAAUAAACGAAUAGCCAUCGAUGCUUUUGUCCAGUCA
Molecule: messenger RNA, 9031 nt
Organism: Pecten maximus
Lineage: Eukaryota; Metazoa; Mollusca; Bivalvia; Pectinida; Pectinidae
Product: GTPase-activating protein skywalker-like
Exons: 11
Coding region: 426-3431 (1001 amino acids)
Source: RefSeq, a predicted model, not a curated record